CGGCGAGCCGAGAUGAUGGCGGCGGGCGGCGGGGCGGCGCGGGGCGGAGGGGCCGCCACCACCAGCACCAGCUUCCGGCGCUCGGGCGGCAGCCGCCUGGCCGCCGUGCCCGGCACUCGGCCCGCCCUCCGCCACGGGCAGCUGCUGCUCUCCUGCGGGGUCCCCUCCCUGGACUGUGUGCUAGGUUGGUGGAGCGGGACCCGGCGCCGCCGGCCCUGUGGGAUCCCCCGGCCAGGACGGCCCUGCCCGCAGCCCCCGGGCCGGGCGGUGAGGGGAGCGGGGCGAGGGGAGCGCGGGGCCGGCCCGUCCUGUCAGGCUGCCGGCGCGGGGCGGGAGCUCUGGUUCGGAAUUGAGGUGCUGAUCCGCCGCGAGAGCGCUGUGCCGCGGGCUGGGGCACAGGCCAGCAGCGCUUCAUUUAACUGGGAGCUGAUUUCAGGUGGAGGCUUAGCCGUUGGAACCCUUCUUCUUAUUGAGGAAGAUAAAUAUGGUGUUUACUCCAGUCUGCUGUUCAAAUAUUUUCUCGCCGAGGGAGUUGUCUGUGGACAUGACUUGUUUGUUGCUUCUGCCCAGGACCCUCCUGCCAACAUCAUAAAAGAACUUCCAGCCCCUUUGCUUGAUGAUAACUUCAAAACUGAACGAGUAGAAGCAACAGCUGCUAAGUCUGAAGAUUGUCAGGACUCUAUGCAAAUAGCCUGGCGCUACCAAAAUGCACCAAAAGUGGAGACUAGCCCAACAACAUCUAUGAAGUUUGGACAUUAUUAUGAUGUUUCCAAAAAAAUGUCUCCAGAACUGCUUCAAUCCAUAAAAUGGCACAGUUUUUUCCUUCCUGACGAAUUGCCUUUAGAGCCUAAACUAAAAAUGUGUAAUAUGAACUGUGGUUAUGCAAGGCUGCUUCGGUCCAUUCAGAGUGUCAUUUACCAGGAGGGAUUUGAUGGCUCUCAUCCCCAGAAAAAACAAAAGAACAUUUUACGGAUAGGAAUUCAGAGUCUUGGUUCCCUGUUGUGGGAUGAUGACAUUUGUAGCACCAAUACUCCUGAAGAUAUUCAUAGUCUUACAAAAUUUCUGUAUGUUCUACGUGGCCUCCUCCGAAAAUCUUUGUCAGCUUGCAUCAUCACAAUGCCCUCUCACCUUAUCGAGAAUAAAGCAAUUAUGGAACGUGUAACAAACUUGUCAGAUAUGGUAGUUGGUCUUGAAUCAUUUAUUGGCUCUGAGAGAGAAACCAAUCCAUUAUACAAGGAUUACCACGGUUUGCUUCAUGUGCAUCAGAUUCCUCGGCUUAAUAGCUUGAUCUGUGAUGUGUCAGACACGAAGGACCUUGCUUUUAGAUUAAAAAGGAAGCAGUUCACCGUUGAGUGGGUGCAAGACAACUACUUGAGACAAGAGAGGAACAUUUAUCCUCCAGGCUUCUCAUACUUACUCAAGCAGAAAGACUCUGCAUGGGGAGAAGGUUCUUUACAGCAUUCCACAUUUUUAAUGAGCUUCCUUGCAAAGGCGCCUGCACUUGCCUCCAGACUUGUCAGACACAGUGAGCCGCUCAAGCAAACAGGAUCUGGCAGAAUCCGCCAAACUGCUGAGCUCAGGAUGUGGUGCUGUGGCCAUCGGCAAGAAGCACCUGGACUUCUAGUGAUUUCUACUUAGCAGUUCCACUCAGAUUUGUAUGACACUCUAAUUAUGAGUGUUAAUGACUUAUAUAAAUAUUUUUCUUAAUGAUUUGACCCAGCAGUCUUUAAAAAUACACAUUAUCAUAUGGUGCCUUAUUUUUUUUGUCCUGGUUUCUUUGUACUAAUUUGGGGCUGGAUUGAAUUUUGCUUUUGGUUAAAGCUUCUGUUAUGUUGGUUUCUGCCAUUGUUCUGCACUACAGGAAAUGCACAGUGUUUUUAUCCUUUCCUUCAAAUAUGAAAACAAAUAUUGCUCCUCCAUUUCUAUUUUUUUAACAAUAAAAAUAAAGGAUUUUUUUCAUAAUGGAAUUUGUAUAUACAUGCCUUUAAUAUUUUGUAUGACUAAUAAGUUAAAAGUUGGACUGUUUCUUGAAAUAAAUAAAUGAAAGUAAGCAAUUUGUUAUCACACGUUAUUCCAGGAUCUAACUGCACAUUUAUUGUUUUUAAAACCAUUCUUUUUUGUAACUGAAAUACUUUGAGGAAAUUUCAGGAAAUACUUUAGGUGUUUUAUGUAAUAUGUAAUAAUAAAUUUAAGUUUUAUUCUGUUCUGCCAGGA
Gallus gallus (chicken) is the source of this 2214-nucleotide messenger RNA. It is a transcript of the gene ELP4, whose product is annotated as elongator acetyltransferase complex subunit 4. Gene Ontology annotation, cellular component: elongator holoenzyme complex; transcription elongation factor complex; cytoplasm. The record is from RefSeq and is a predicted model, not a curated record. The coding region runs from base 13 to 1638 and encodes 541 amino acids. The transcript has 11 exons. Lineage: Eukaryota; Metazoa; Chordata; Aves; Galliformes; Phasianidae. Gene Ontology annotation, biological process: tRNA wobble uridine modification.